UUUGAUGGUGGAGGAUGGAUCCAUAGUUUUAUUUGUAGAAAGAGAGGUGAAAAGUUAAAUUUACAAAAAUACAAGUAGCAAUUAGUAUAAAUAACCCCCAUUACUCAUCCCCACACACACAGCCCUUCAGCGCAGAGCUCAGGAUUCUCUCGCAAUGAGGCCGAUGAACGGAUUCCACGUCACAGGCGCCGCCGCCGCGGCGCCGCCGUCGUCGACGAUCCACCGCCCCACCAGCCUUCCGCACUCGGCGUGGCACUCCCCCGUCCCGUACCUCUUCGGCGGGCUCGCCGCGAUGCUCGGCCUCAUCGCCUUCGCGCUCCUCAUCCUCGCCUGCUCCUACUGGAAGCUCUCCGGCUACCUCGACGCCGACGACGGAAGAGACGCCUCCGCGGACUCGGAGGCCGCCGGCGGCGGCGACGCCCUCGUGAAGCCUUCGCCCCCGGAGAGCUUCGUCGUCAUCAUGGCCGGCGACUGCAAGCCCACCUUCCUCGCCACCCCCGCCGCUGGAGGCUCCGCCGCGUCUUCUUUCAACGGCAGAAGCGGAGAGGCAGGGGAGGCCGCCGCCGCCCUGGCGGACGCGAAGAAGACGGCGGAGAGCGCGGUGAGCUCACGGGGCGGUGACGCGACCCAAGGCAGCCGAUCGAGCGAUUGAUUUAGUUUUCCACGUAUACAAAUAUUUCCCCCCUUCCUUCCGAAUUGUAUAAUUUUAUAAACUUUAGAGUCUUUUCUGAAUUGCGAGCACAAAUUUGCUCUCAAAUUAAUCUUUAAA
Molecule: messenger RNA, 769 nt
Organism: Zingiber officinale
Lineage: Eukaryota; Viridiplantae; Streptophyta; Magnoliopsida; Zingiberales; Zingiberaceae
Product: protein GLUTAMINE DUMPER 2-like
Exons: 1
Coding region: 155-652 (165 amino acids)
Biological process (GO): regulation of amino acid export
Source: RefSeq, a predicted model, not a curated record